Messenger RNA from Ilex paraguariensis (yerba mate), 837 nucleotides. The record is from the annotation of a GenBank genome assembly. NCBI's taxonomy places the organism in Eukaryota, Viridiplantae, Streptophyta, Magnoliopsida, Aquifoliales, Aquifoliaceae.
AUGCAACAACCUAACCCCAACGCUAACCCCAACCCAUCACACAUAGAACCAUACUCUCACCAUCUCUACACCAUCAGCCAUUACCCUUCCUAUUACAAUCAACUCCAUCCCCCAAACCCUAACCCUAUCCUUAGUCCUCACCAAAUUCAUGUACCCCAGUACAGUAAUGUUGGUCUCGAUACAGCCACCGGGCCAUCUGGUGGGUAUGAAGCUCAUCAAUCGGGUUUAGCAUAUACUCAUCUUCAGACAGUCGAUUCCGCACUGUCGGUGCCAUCUGUGUAUUAUCACUCUGCCACUGGUGUAACAAUAACUCCAAAUGGGGCAGAGCAGUGGGUGUCUGCAAAUCCAAAUCCCACUCUUUGGACUAAUCCAACAACUCAACUUCAACGAGGUUUUAGUUGGAAGAGAGUUCCAAAGAAAACGAAGGUUGUACAGUCUGUUUGGUGUGAAAUAUGCAAGAUUGAUUGUAACAGCAAGGAUGUUCUUGACAAUCAUAAAUUAGGAAAGAAGCACAAGAAGAAUCUGGAGAAACUACAAGCAGCACCGGCACCUGUGUCAAAUAAUCUGAUAAUUGGACCACAAGAGAAUCCUGAUAACGCGAAAACUUCCGGCGAACAAAAGGCAAAAAAGAAGGCAGUUGAGGCUGUGGAGGAUUUGGCGACAAAAAGGCGGAAACUUUUGGAAGGUGGAGCUGCAGCAGAUGGUGUUCGGGCAUGUGCAUUAUGUAAUGUGGUUUGCAAUAGUGAAACAGUUUUCAGACAUCAUCUUGCUGGACAAAAGCAUGCUGCCAUGAUGAAGAAGUAUGCAUCUGGGACUGGAGUGUCUUCUACCACCUAA